AUGUCUGCCCCAACAGCUGCCGUUCCAGCUACCUGCUGCGGUCGUGAAGGCGGCUGCGUCUGCGCCAAAGAGGCCAUGUGUUCGUGCGGCAAGCAGUCUGCACUGCACUGCAACUGCGAGAAGGCUGCGACUGAGAAUAAAGUCGAAGGAGCUCGAUGCUCAUGCAACCAACGUCCGGCAGGCGCAUGCACAUGCUCUCGUUCGUCGACUGAGAAUGCCAAAGUGAUGGGUUCUGCUUGUGCUUGUGGCAAGCGAGCAAAAGAUUCUUGCACUUGCGGUGGUACGGAGUCUGGAACUUCUGAGAUGGAGACGGACUUCACUACUCGCCGUGCAUGA
Molecule: messenger RNA, 336 nt
Organism: Sphaerulina musiva SO2202
Lineage: Eukaryota; Fungi; Ascomycota; Dothideomycetes; Mycosphaerellales; Mycosphaerellaceae
Exons: 3
Coding region: 1-336 (111 amino acids)
Source: RefSeq, a predicted model, not a curated record